Molecule: messenger RNA, 1427 nt
Organism: Radiomyces spectabilis
Lineage: Eukaryota; Fungi; Mucoromycota; Mucoromycetes; Mucorales; Radiomycetaceae
Exons: 4
Coding region: 71-1321 (416 amino acids)
Source: RefSeq, a predicted model, not a curated record
CGCAAAACCAGCAUUGUUAAUUAUAGUCUAGAACUUUGGUCAAUUGUUGGCAUUAUUCUGUUCCUUUUUUAUGGCUUCUCAGUCGUCGGAUAAUGCGCAAUGGGAGUUUGAUGCGCCUAAAUAUUGGGAUUUCUCGAAACCGGAUUCGGUGAAUGCGCUCAGUGACUCGUGGUUUGCCAAUGGACAAAAUGUGCGUGUGCAAGCAGAGAGUAGCCGAUCAAGAGAGUCGUUGCACAAGACACAGCAGCGAAAAAACGUUCUUGCACGACUGACAAAAGACACCAUAUCCUCUCUCAACCGCCACAACCUCAACCGAGCACGACAAAUUGGCGCUUCAAAUCAACCAGCCAACCCACCAAAAAGGCAAUCCUACAUUUCUACUUCUAUAUCAUCAAAAUACGCGGCUCCAAAAGAGAAAGCCAAAGCCCCAUUGCACUCAGAUCCAACCGAUACUGCGCAUAUCAAAACACCCUCUAGGCAGUCGAUCGUCUCCGAAUCGAAUCAUUUGUCACCUGCAAGACAUACCCUCACUCCCACUCGCGAACAACAUACCCAAUCUCCCAGACAUCGUGCCAGUGGGUCCAACCGCCGGAGUACAUACUCGUACUCUGCGUUGGAUACACCAAGCCCGUCCGCGCCCAAACCGUUUUCGGAUCCGCAGAAACAGUUUGCUCCGGUCAAGACUGCCGAAGUGGAUAGUGUCAUUGCGAGGUUGGACAAGAUACGGCAGCAGUUGGCGCAUGUGGCGAAAAAUUCAGGGAUCAAGCCGAUCGAAUCUCAACUGACGCGGAAUAAGUGGCUCGAUACACCAAUGGAUGAGUUAGCAAAAAAGAACGGAUCGCUUUCUCCCAACUUCAACAGCAGUUCAGUCGAUGACCGAAUUCGUCGAGCCAGACGAGUCCUUGAAGAAUCCAAACGAAAAAGCCAGCAAUGGCUGCAAACACACACCCUUCCGGAAACGUCAGCGAGUACUUUCACGCCCUCGGUUCCUGUGCCCACCAAUCUACCAUCCCAUUCACGUCUCUUUGAUUACAGUCGACGAAACGAUCACUUGUUGGAGAAAUCCCAAGGUGGAAUCCAGAAACCAUCUGUUCGCCGAAUAUCCUUAUUGAGUACUUCAUCCAAAUCAGCACUCCUUCUGGGAGAUGACGACGAACCCCUCACUAUCAGACAACGUAUUGAAAAACUACACAAUGCUAUGCAAUCCACCAACAACAGACGUGAAUCCAAGCGAUUUAAAUCCCCUUAUCUACCCGUCGCACUCACCGUGCCAAAAAGCCCCAACUUUGCUACCGACGAUCGACUGAAAGCAUCUCGAUGAAAAACCCUCAUGGCAAACGGAUACUCCCUGUUUUUCCAUCCAUUUUCACUCUUUUCAGUUUAUGAACCAAAAUAAAUUUACCUUUUAAUUGAGAUACUCUCUAUCU